UUGUCCCUCAGCGCGAUCCGUCUUCCGUCCAGAAAAAAAAGCGACGGCCGAGAGCGACGCUCGCUGCUGAUGUACCGCUGGCUCAAAAAUGGAGAGCGACACCACCGUCCGGAGAAUAAAACCCUUCGGGACGCAACAUUAUGUAGCUCAGGACAGCGACGGAGCCCGGGACCGGUGCGGGAACAACGGCUACAGCGCUGACCCGAAGAGGAAGCCCGAAGUGAGCCUGUACUUGCUGCGGGAAGCGCUGGCAGCGUCCCUGGUCUCUGUGUUUAUUUUGGUGCUGUGGGGACUCGUUCAUUUGUCGUUGCAGCAGCUUGUCAUUGGAAAGCCGACCGGCGAGUUCAACGCAGUGAGAGCCAGACUGCACUUAGAGCAGAUCACCAGCGUUGGCCCUCGGCCGGUGGGCAGUCAGGAGAACGAGGUCCUGACAGUGGGCUACUUGUUGGAGCAGAUUGAGAAGAUCCGCCUGGAGACGGCAGCAGGCCCCCAUCAGCUCACUGUAGAUGUGCAACGUCCCACCGGCUCCUUUUCCAUCGACUUCCUCGGAGGUUUCACGAGCUUCUACGACCGUGUCACCAACAUCGCUGUCAGGCUGGAGCCCAAAAGUGGCACGCAGCACCUCAUGCUCGCCAACUGCCACUUUGACUCCGUGGCCAACAGUCCAGGUGCCAGCGAUGACGCAGUGAGUUGUGCAGUGAUGCUGGAAGUCCUCCAUUCUCUGGCCAACCAGUCCUCCCCUCUUCACCACGGAGUUAUCUUCCUCUUUAAUGGGGCAGAAGAAAAUGUGCUGCAGGCCAGUCACGGUUUCAUUACCCAGCAUCCAUGGGCCAAGCAGGUGCGAGCCUUCAUUAACUUGGAGGCUGCAGGUGUUGGGGGAAAGGAGGUUGUUUUCCAGACAGGCCCAGAGAACCCAUGGCUGGUGCAGGCCUACGUUCAUGCCGCCAAACACCCCUUCGCCUCUGUGGUCGGCCAGGAGGUCUUUCAAAGUGGCAUCAUUCCCUCCGACACCGACUUUCGCAUAUACAGGGACUUUGGUAACAUCCCAGGCAUUGAUCUGGCCUUCAUUGAAAACGGUUUCAUCUACCAUACCAAGUACGACACUGCAAACAGGAUCCUGACAGACUCGAUACAGAGAGCCGGCGACAACAUCCUGGCAGUCCUGAAGUACUUGGUAAUGUCAGAGAAGUUGGCCGACUCCUCCGAGUAUCGUCAUGGCAACAUGGUGUUUUUCGACCUGCUGGGGGUAGUCGUGGUGGCUUACCCGGCUCGAGUCGGCACCAUCCUCAACUACAUGGUCGCCACGGCCACCUUCCUCUAUCUGGCCAAGAAAGCCUCACUGCCUGGCAAUGGAGGCGGUCGCUAUGUUCGAGACCUGGCCUGUGCCACGGGCGUGGCGGUGCUGAGCUGGUUCGUCACCCUGCUGUCGGUACUGAUCGUGGCUCUGCUCGUCACUCUGCUGGGCCGCUCCAUGUUUUGGUACAACCAUUUCUACGCCUCCAUCUGCCUGUAUGGAGCUGCAGCCACUGGCAAGAUGAUCCUCAUCCACACACUGGCCAAGAACUUGUACUACGGG
This is a messenger RNA of Stegastes partitus (bicolor damselfish), 1576 nucleotides long. RefSeq names its product endoplasmic reticulum metallopeptidase 1 (gene ermp1). The annotation marks the transcript as partial. Gene Ontology annotation, molecular function: metalloexopeptidase activity. Gene Ontology annotation, biological process: proteolysis. The transcript is spliced from 8 exons. The record is from RefSeq and is a predicted model, not a curated record. NCBI's taxonomy places the organism in Eukaryota, Metazoa, Chordata, Actinopteri, Pomacentridae.